AUGGAACAUGGAGAGUCGGCGACGCGGCUCCUCACGAGCGAGGGCAUGCGAAAAGGCCUUGAUGCUCUGAACGAAGAGAUUGGAAAGAGUGAAUUGCUUAUGAGCGUGGCCCCCAUUCGGCUCAUUUCCGUUGGCGGCUCCCUGGCGGUCCUGCUUUGCGGCAACCGAAAUUCGUCUACGGAUAUUGACUGCAUACUUGACCCUCAAGUGGCCGAAAAUGAAGAAUAUGCGGCAGAAUGGACCAAAGUUGUUGCCGACACUGCCGUUGCAGUCAACUUCUACCAGGGCUGGCUUAACCAGCAGCUGGCCAUAUUCAUCCGCCGGGACAAGCGCCGAACGCUCUUCCUAGAAUCCAUCCAGCAAGGCAUUACAAUUUACGAAGGGGAUCACCUGAUCAUAUACGCAGGACUUCUUAACUGGGCACUGGAGCGCAAGAUUCGGCGAGUCGCCCAUGCAACAGACCGUCAAAGGGAGAAGAAUGUCGACACGCCAGAUGCAGCCGCCAUCAUCAAGCUGAUGGCAAGCCGAGAUGAGUACGCUACGCCGCUGACGUUUGAGUUCCUGCGGGGGUUGAAUUACAAUGGCUUUGACGUUGCGCCCACGGAUGGUGCUAUCCGGGAGGUCGCGAAAUUCUAUGAAGAAACGUACGGAAAUGUUGGCAUAACGGAGAAGUAA
Messenger RNA from Cordyceps militaris CM01, 675 nucleotides. RefSeq lists its product as uncharacterized. The record is from RefSeq and is a predicted model, not a curated record. The transcript has 2 exons. Bases 1 to 675 code for a protein of 224 amino acids. NCBI's taxonomy places the organism in Eukaryota, Fungi, Ascomycota, Sordariomycetes, Hypocreales, Cordycipitaceae.